AUUAACAGGUAUUUACCUAUUUCAUCAAAAAUUUGUGAUUUAUUUAGAUGUUUUCUGAUACAAAUAAUAACUACGAAGAAAGUAGAAAAAAACCCUUAACCAAAUCGCCAAUAAAUUUGACUACAUCAAAUAUCAGCUGAUUGCAAAAUCACAGUGCAUCGUAACGACAGUAGUCGAUCAGACGACGCGAGUGACCUAGCAACAGUAGCGAACCGCAUACUGCCACAGAACAAGAAUCUACAGAUAUCACUCGCAUCUUUGUCGUUCACAUGGGAAGCUGGUGAUACUACGUCACGCGUGAUUCCGAGACGUUGCGCCUGCGACAGCGAGCGGGAAAGAGAGAGUGUGCCCACACAGGUGUGCGUUAACCCCGGCGGGCCAUCAGCUGUUCGCCGCUCGUGCCCGUUGCGCGAUGAAUGCGUGCACCAAGGCAGGCGGCAUCAGUGGCACGGCAGCGGCACUCAACGAACCCAGUGGCCGCCGAUAGCCGCCGGGGGACAGACGCGCCAUCCCGCCCGUUUGCCCGCCGUCGACUCUCUUUCUCUCGCGUACACUAUCGUAUACCCUAUCCGAUGUGUGCAUGCAUGCUAGUGUACGUGCAGCGUUGUCACUGAGACGCGCCGAUCGCGAGCUCUUUGUCUAAUUAGCAGAGUACAAAUUUCAGUAGCAGUCCUUAUACAGAAAACAGAAUGACGCCACAAGAAGAGCGGGAGAACGCGCGCGGCGCGGAGAUUGCGGACGCGUUCGAGGACGACAUGUUCGGGCCGCCGCGCACUGAGCCUGCCGCCCGCCCCAAGCUAUCCAUGAUCUCCGCCCGUCUGCGGGCCAACGAGGAGCGCAAGCGGGUCAUAGAGAUCUGCUCGCAGAAGCUGGAAAACAUCGAGGACCCCGCGAGGGACCUACGCCGCUCCGUCUGCAUCAAUAACACAUACUGCAGGCUCAGCGAAGAAGCGCGACGCGAGAAGGAAGCGAGGCGACGCAGGGCGCGAGAGGAAUGCGACGACUCCUCGUGGGUCGGAAAGAAGGCCCGGCGCGCGGUCGAGGACGAAUGCUUAGCCCUGUUGGACGCUAUCCCCGAGUUGGGUGACGCGAACCUCGGGUGCGCGCAGCUGGCGAGGCAGAUGCCGCGGCAGGACGUGCCCUUGCUGCCCCCCGGGCUCUUGACCGUGCUGGACUCAUGACCGCGCCGCGCUGCGCCUCUACCUGCCCCCCUGUGAUGUGAGAGCCACGCGCUCUUGAUUUUCCCCGCUCGCCCCGAGUACGCGACGCAGCUCGCGCGACCUUCGGCGGCGACCCAUCCUCACCCGGAACGGACGUUUAGCGAAUAUUUUGUUGUUUAAGAAGAGGUACUUACUUUGUUAGCGUGUUUUUAUUAUUUAGUGAAAGUUGCUCAGGCGCUGCCGACGGGCGCGGUCCAAUUAGUGUUCAACGAUUAUUUUUACCGAACGGAGGACACGCUUCGUUAUCGCGUCGUGUGGUGACGCGGUGAGCGAGAAUCGAGGACAUUUAUCGUUUUUAUUGAAUGAUUAGUUGUUAAGCUACAAUUAAAAUGUUACAUUAUUGUAAGUAAAUAAAUGAUAGUGAUUUAAGUGAUAGUGCAAAACGACUGGGAACGGUUGCGUGGACGCUUCGAAUCAGCGAAUUGGAGUCUAGUACCUACCGGUGUGUUUAUAGUGCUGCUGUGCCAGAUGUUGGUGAGCAGGUAACGCGGAGCAAACCGCUCGGUUCACGAUUUGAAGCCAUUCUAGCGAGUAGUCAGUCAUCAAGUUGCUAGCCUUACGAAACUCGACUGCAAUUUACUGCCUAAUUACAUACGUAUAAUUUCACUGAUGUAACUUUAAGGAGAACGAGAAAAAGAGUAUUCAAAUAUUGUUUGUGAACGAAGUUCAAACGGUAAUUUAGUCGAGUUAGAGACGUGGGCUCUGACGUGUAUAGUGUAUAGGACAGUGUGUGCGUGAGCGUCAUCGACAUUGGCCAACAUUUGGCCGCCAACACAAAUGCUCGGUCAUGCACUUUAUUAACAAGUCUGACUUUUUAGUUUCGCUAUUAUAUUACUUUAUCUCGCAUAGUUUUUUU
Chilo suppressalis (striped riceborer) is the source of this 2076-nucleotide messenger RNA. The record is from the annotation of a GenBank genome assembly. Lineage: Eukaryota; Metazoa; Arthropoda; Insecta; Lepidoptera; Crambidae.